GACUUUUUAAAUUUAAAGACGUUUUUAAACGUGAUGUGUGUUUGUGGUUUCGUAUUAGAUGGGACGUAAAUGAUGUGUUGAAAAUGAUUGAGUUGUAGACAAUUAAAAUGGAAUAUUCUUGGCAUAUGGAGGACAGUGGAACUAAUUUAAGGAGAUUGCAGAGAAAUCCAGGUCCGGGUCUCAUCGACGAACUGGAGGCCUACAUGGCGCCCGUGGGGGACUACCCGCCGGACCGGAGGCUUGGGAACCACCAACUCCCCGAAAGCCCCCCCGACUCUGGCUCGGAGAACCCCUACAGUCCCGACACCACCCACAUACCGGUGCUGCCAGAAUACGUGGUCCCCUCUCACCUGCAGGAGCUGGUGCCAGGAGACUACAUGUACGAGGAGUUGAAAGACAACCUGGAUGUGGUGGUGAUGCCGGGGGAGGUGGAGCUGGGGGGGAGACUGGAGGGGAUCUAUCCUAGGUAAGAUUAAAGGCUGUGAGAUCCUCUGACAUUUCCUUCCAGGUACAACCAAAUGCGAGUAGACCUCCCGGAGCUAGACCAGACCAUCAUCAGCCCUCAACUGGUGACCCUCGGCCAUGAGACCUUAACACCGGUCUACACCACCCUACAAGAACCAACCACCAAGAAGAGGAAGCACUCGCAAGAUGCUUCUCAAGUCAAGUGUGAACCAGCAGCCCUGUCUCCAGAAACGCACGUCCGCCCAGCGCCACCUUCCGUGGACGGAUCAGAGGCAGGAGAUGACGUGCCCCUCCAGUGCAUCAGAUUCGCGCCCUUCCAGCAGAACUUGUGGCACACGCUGUAUGACUGCAACCUGAAACCUCUCCAACCCCCCUCUUACGUCGUCGGCGCCGACAAAGGAUUCAACUUCUCCCAGAUCGACGAGGCCUUCGUCUGCCAGAAGAAGAACCACUUCCAGGUCACCUGCCAGAUCCAGAUGCAGGGGGACCCGCACUACGUCAAGACUAACGAGGGGUUUAAAAAGAUUAGCGGGUUUAGGUUGCAUUUUUAUGGUGUCAAAGCUGAAGAUCCCAGUCAAGAAGUGAGAGUAGAACAAAGCCAGUCCGACCGUACGAAGAAACCUUUCCAUCCUGUACCAGUGGAACUAAGACGUGAAGGAACGAAAGUGACCGUCGGUCGCCUCCACUUCGCAGAAACCACAAAUAAUAAUAUGAGGAAGAAGGGAAGACCAAACCCUGACCAGAGGCAUUUCCAGUUGGUGGUGGCUCUGAGGGCCCAUGUCCCUAGUGGGGAUGUUAUGGUGGCUGCUAGUGCCAGCGACAGAAUUAUAGUUCGGGCAUCAAACCCAGGGCAGUUUGAGUCGGACUGCACCGAGAACUGGUGGCAACGGGGUGUCUCUGACAACAGUGUCCACUUUAAUGGUCGUGUCGGAAUCAACACGGAUCGGCCUGACGAGUCCUGUGUCAUUAAUGGUAACCUAAAAGUGAUGGGUCACGUUGUCCACCCGUCAGAUGCUCGAGCAAAGCACAACAUUGAAGAGCUGGAUACAGCGCAGCAGCUGAAAAAUGUCCAGAGCAUCAGAGUUGUCAAAUUCAACUACGACCCCUCCUUCGCCGAGCACUCGGGCCUGCUCGGGUUCGACCCGACGUCCCCCGCCCCGCAGGCCGACACGGGGGUCAUUGCGCAGGAGGUGCGGCAAGUCAUACCAGAAGCGGUGAAGGAGGCAGGGGACGUCACGCUGCCAAAUGGAGAUACUAUACACAAGUUUUUGGUUGUCAAUAAGGACCGUAUCUUCAUGGAGAACCUUGGAGCAGUGAAGGAGUUGUGCAGAGUGACUGGAAACCUGGAGUCCCGUAUCGAUCACCUGGAGAAGAUCAACAGGAAAUUGUGCAAAAUCAACAUUCUUCAGAGGAGAGACAGCGCCAGAUCUAACAUAAGUAGUGACUCCCACUUUUCAGCCAUAUCCUCCUCAUCAAAAUCCUUCUACAGCGACGGCAACAUAUCCAUAGACCAGAUACGAGACAUAGCGCGCAACAUCCGACGACACGAGUGUUGCCACAAACUCAGCCACAACUCCCCCAAAUACACGAGAAAACAAUGCAAGACCUGCCACGACCCACGGAACUACUCGAAAUACGGCAAAUUCUACAACUACAACAAAACCUGUGUCAGAUAUCAUAAAGAAGAAAAACACGAAUGUAAAUUCCCGCCUUACGUCGGCACUUUGGAAUCUGACAUUCAGAAAAUCUCAGAUGACAGUACGAUGUCGAAAAAAAAAGAUACGUGUCUGUGGUUGAAGGAGGAUUUUGCGCCUGGCAACACCAAGCUGGCGUUUUGUUGUAAGAAGGAAUACAGUGAUGCCAGCAGCGAAUUGAUUUCUAAUAAGUUUUUGCAGAUCGUGAUCACUAUUUUGAUUUUCAUUAUGGCUGUUUGUUUGGUGGUAAUGUCGGCCCUAUAUUUCCGGGAACAUCAAGAGUUGCUAAACAUAAAGGAGAACAGACAGCACGAAAAAUACACGUACUACAACUACAGAAAAGAAAACACACCCUACAGAGCCACGCCUCCAGACUUGAAUCAGAUACAGAAUUUGAAAUUUUCACAACAUGUGCCUUCGAAGAAAAACGCAAAAGAAAAAGGGCCACACAAAACAACUCCGGAGUUCCCGACCACACCGUCCACAGAAUCUCUGCGCACGAUCGCAUCUACCCUCCACGCCUCAAGAAAUUAUGUCCGGGACGUGCUAAACAUGGACGCCACACACUCGCCGCUGGAACGCGCGAUCUCUAUAACAGCAACAGCAGAUCUCGUUGGAAAACUCGCAAGUGCUUGCAGCUUUUCGGCUAACUCAGAAAACGAUCUGUACGCUGAAUGCCAGUCACCAUGCAACCUGGAACCCCCUCAAGCCUUCGAGAACCAGGAACCUUUGGAACGCAAACCGGAGCUGAAUGAUACCUUCAGACCCCCGGAACCUCCAGUAAAGGAUAAUAAACUCCCAAACAUCCCAGUGAUACCAGAAAAAAAUGCCACAGAACCCCUAAAGCAAGACAACGAUUCAAUCCAACGCUUCAAGAAGAUACCCGACGAAAUAAUGGCUGAAAACACUUUGCUGGACCCUAAUAAGUUGAACCAGACGGAUAACUUGACUGGGAGAGUGAGAAGGCAGAUAGGGAAACGUGUGAGGAAGAGAGAGGCGAAUGAAGCUUUGUCAGCUUCGAUGCGGAGCUCGGAGGAGAAUUUGGAGCAGCUUUCUGCAGAAAAAUAUCCUGUUAUCUUUGGAAUCGCCACACAAGCUUUUACAAACGAUUCGCUCUUCACUGCAAUGGUGACGUCACACAUGACGUACAACAUCACAUACACCGUCCCCCUCUCGCACUGCCUGCAUGACAAGGACAUCGAUAUGGUUAUCAGGUCACCUCACCACCAACUGAGCGAGGUCCGCCUAUGCGAUCUCCAAUGCGACGACGCGGACAAGAAAUGUCUCCGGAUCCGUGACGACACGAAGCCGUUCCUACAGUAUGGUGCCUGGGUGCUCAGAAUGCCUCUGAGCUGCAAGAUGGAUAGAAUGCUCAGGAUCAGAGCUUCGUUUGCGCCCAAUAAGAACAUCUGCUUCGCCUCUGACCACAUAUCGUCGCUCCUGGUCUACAAUAUACACGUUUACAGAGAUUGUCAAUAGCAAUGUUUGUCAUAAUAGGUUUUUGUCAUAAUUUUUCGUUUCGAUUAGCUCGU
Molecule: messenger RNA, 3691 nt
Organism: Cydia amplana
Lineage: Eukaryota; Metazoa; Arthropoda; Insecta; Lepidoptera; Tortricidae
Exons: 23
Biological process (GO): positive regulation of DNA-templated transcription; protein autoprocessing
Cellular component (GO): nucleus; endoplasmic reticulum membrane
Molecular function (GO): sequence-specific DNA binding; DNA-binding transcription factor activity
Source: RefSeq, a predicted model, not a curated record